Notodromas monacha is the source of this 4140-nucleotide messenger RNA. The record is from the annotation of a GenBank genome assembly. NCBI's taxonomy places the organism in Eukaryota, Metazoa, Arthropoda, Ostracoda, Podocopida, Cyprididae.
UUUGUGAUUGCAGACGAGUUGUUCGUUCUUAGAUCAUAUUUUGCCCUUCAGUGAUACCGCGAAAUCCCGUUUGCGAACGUCAUCUUGGGAAAUACGAUGGCGUGUUCUGUUUCGGGCGAGCUACAUCGAGCAUUUCUCUUAUGAAAUAUGAAUCGCUUGCAUUGAUUCGGUAAGCCGUAAGACGGGAAAAUGUCGCGAGCUCUGCAAUCCAAUCAGCAGAAGUUGGCUGAAAAGCUAACAAUUCUCAAUGACCGAGGCAUUGGAAUGUUGACGAGGAUCUAUAACAUCAAAAAAGCCUGCGCGGAUCCGAAGUCGAGGCCAUCGUUCCUCGCUUUGAAAACUCUGGAGCCAGCAAUCAAAUACAUCGGAAAGAAGUUUCCUAACAUCGACGUCAAGGGAGUUCCUGCUGUGCAACAGUUUCGUCCGGAAAUUUUGAAGUCCAUGUCCCUGUAUUAUUACACAUUUGUGGACUUGCUCGACUUUAAGGACAAUGUUCAGGAACUUCUGACGAUAAUGGACGUAUGCAGUAUAAACUUGAACAUUGCGGUGAACUUCGACUUGACGAAAGCCUACUUGGAUCUGGUGUCCACUUACGUCUCGUUGAUGCUAAUUCUUUCUCGAGUUGAAGAUAGAAAAGCAGUGCUUGGACUGUUCAAUGUCGCACACGAAAUGACGAACAACCAUGGCGAUGCGUCAUUCCCUCGCCUCGGUCAAAUGGUCCAGGAUUUCGAUACGCCGCUCAAAAAAUUGUCGGAGGAAUUUUUCACCCAUACGAAACUGCUGCUUCAAGCCUUGACGUCUCUACGAGAAGUUUUCCCGAAGAGAAAUUUCACGGCUGAUCUUGCGAGGAAUAUGAUGCUGUUUUCACUAUUGAAUAACCCAGCGAACAUGUUGCAGCCAGCGGAUCGUGAAUUGACUCCUUGUUGCUAUACGGAAUGCUUAUCCAUCGAGACUGUUGAGAGAUGGAUAAUUGUUGGGUUCGUGUUGUGUCACCAGAGCAUCAGCCAGCAGCAGCAAUUACUGAAUGAACUUUGGUUUCCCGCGCUACAGAACGGAUGGGUCUUGACAUUGUUUCGUGACGAAGUCUGGCCCUUCCACACUGAAAUAAUGUCCUUCUUCGAGGGAAUCAAAGGAUACAACAAGCGUGUUUCCGAGGUAAAGGAGUGCUACAACAACGCUAUCCAGAACGCGGCUCGGGUUCACCGAGAAAAGAGGAAAUUUUUGCGCGUUGCUCUUAAGGAAAUCUCUUUGGUGAUCACGGAUCAACCAGGUCUUCUUGGCCCGAAAGCUCUGACGAUCUUCUCGGCUUUGUCAAUGGCUCGUGAUGAGUUUAAUUGGCUCGUUCGACACGGGGAAAACCCGCCUCCGAAAGCUGCAGGGGGAAAGAAGGGAAACAUUAUUGACGACCUUGUGGAUCGUCAACUUCCGGAAUUGUUGUUCCAUAUCGAAGAGCUUCGAGCCUUGGUCAGGAAAUACAGCCAGAUUUUGCAGAGGUAUUACGUGCAAUUUUUGGCUGAAAAUGACGCUGUUUCGCUGCAAAUCGUUAUGCAACAUUUGAAUCAAUGUUCGGAAGACGACUCUGCGAUUCUCACGUCCAUUUAUGACACGAUAUGUGGUUUGAAUGUCAAGCAAGUUGCUGAUGGGGAACUUUUCGAUUUGCGCUCGGUUCGGUUAGACUGGUUCCGACUACAAUCCUACAGCUCUACUUCUGUCAGCUCUGCGAGAUCGUUCCAGCUUAUGGAUCACUCGAAUUUGGCCCUGACCUUGAAUGACAUCAUGUUCAGAUCCAAGUUGGUGGAUUAUUUGGAUGGUUUGCUGGUCGAGUUCUCCGAUUUGAGCCAAUACGCCUACUACAGUCGUCUUUUCGAGGACAAUUUCCACAUGUGCUUGGAAUUUCCGGCUCAGAAUAGGUACAUAAUUGCAUUCCCGCUCAUUUGCGCGCAUUUUCAAAACAGCACGCAUGAACUGUGCCCCGAGGAACGGCAUCAUAUUCGGGAACGAAGUCUGAGUCUCGUCAACUUGUUCCUGGACGAAAUGGCGAAAGAGGCAAAGAAUAUCACGACGGCCAUUUGUGACGAGCAGUGUAACCUUAGUGACAAGCUGAGACCGAAGCAUUGUGCGAGAUUCAUUGCUGCUCAUCAAGGGAAGAAGAAAGGAUCUGCUGCCAACUCGAGCAAGUCGUCUUUGAGUGGGAAAAAGUCUGAUGCGAUUUCUGGACACGGUUCCGUGACCAAACCCGGUUCGGAGAGCUAUCGUAAAACAAGAGAAGUACUUACGACGAUGGACAAGUUGCACAUGGCGUUGACUGAGUUGUGCUUUAGCAUAAAUUACUGCCCGUCGAUUUGCGUGUGGGAAUACACUUUUGCGCCUCGGGAAUAUUUGUACCAGCACUUGGAGAUGCGUUUUGCCAAGGCCCUGGUGGGUAUGGUGAGCUACAACCCGGACACCAUGGAGAUCGCGAAACCUUCUGAAUUCCUUGACUCGGUCCGAUCCUACAUGAACGUGCUGCAGUUCGUGGAGAACUAUGUUCACUUGGACAUGUCGCGAGUCUUCAACAAUGUACUCCUGCAGCAAACUCAGAACCAGGAUCCUCUUGGCGAGAAGACGAUUGCACAGUUAUACUGUCACUAUUAUUCCAGUGUGUUAUUGAACCGAGUCAAGAACUCUGGUCCAGGACACAUAGUGUUUUCGCCGUCACAGAGAGCGUUUGUCAGUUUAACUGCGCAAGGAGCCCAGCCAUUCAACGUGGAGGAGUUCUCAGAUGUGAAUGAGCUGCGGGCUUUGGCUGACCUCAUUGGGCCUUAUGGCAUGAAAUUAUUGAAUGAGACGUUGGUUUGGGAUGUGGCCAGGGAAAUCAUGGAGUUGAAGAAAAUCGUUGUCCUCAACAAAGACAUCCUGCAGGACUUGCGAACUAAUUUCGACAAGCCCGAGAAAAUGAAGGAGCUGACGAAACGACUCACGAAUGUGGACCAUUUGCUGGGGAAGAUGAUUUGCGUUGGCAUUACGCUGUGCUUCCGAGAUUUGGCUCAAAGUGCCUUGAACGACAUUCUCUACGAUCGUAUUCCAUUUUUACUGAGCUCUGUUUACGACAUCAAGAAGGAUAGGGAGAACUUUCCGGAUCUAGGCCUCACGGAAGGGAGCCCAACGUCGUGUUCCAUCAUCGAUGACAUGGGCUCGGCGGCUGGGAUCAAGUGUCGCAUCGACCCGAUGCUUGUUCAGGCCCUGCGAAGCGCCUUUGGGCAAUCUGUGCAGGCCGGAAAACUACCUGAUGGCGGAGGUCCCGUGGCUACGACUCCUGAGGACGAUUAUUUGCUAAGCUGUCUGCUGAUGGUUUUCAUCGCAGUGACUAUUCCGCAAUUGGCCCGGCAACCUGGUUCCACUUACAGACCUGAUUUCGAGAGUCACUCGAAUAACAUGCAUUGCUUAUCAACUGCAAUUAACGAAGUAUUCGGAGCUUUGUUCUCCAUGUACUCCCAUUAUCAAGCGGACAUCGAUGAUAGAUUGAAGGAAUUCCUCGCAUUGGCGUCUUCCAGCUUAUUAAGGCUUGGCCAAGAAACGGAGAAAGAGGUGAUAAAAAACAGAGACUCUGUGUAUUUGCUGUUGGAUCUGAUCGUGAAACAGUCUCCGUUUUUGACGAUGGACAUGUUGGAGUCGUGUUUUCCGUACGCCUUGAUUCGGAAUGCGUAUCACGCCGUGUGCAAAGCUGCAACUACCGGUUCUGAUGCUCCUGUGUGUUCAAUACAACUUCACUACGCGUUCCGAGAGGGAAAUCGAUGCAACAGGAGAGGAAAUGAUGCCGUGAUGGUCGGUAUGAGCACAAAUGGAGGUUGUCGGGUUAACCCACCUCCUCCGCAGGGACGGAUUUUCGCGGGUCCCAUUUCUACCCAGGACCAUUUCGUUAAGGACAAAUCCUCCGGGAGCGUCCGCGAUCACUUGGUGACUCGUGCCUCAGGGGUGCUAGAAUCAUCAAUUUUGCCGUGGAUUAUUCUGCGACGAGGUGACUCGUGUGUCAAAGCGUGCUGGAAUCAUCAAUUUUGCAGUGGAUUAGUCCUCAACGACAAGGUGACGAACAUCGAGCUGAAUGAGAUCUUCCGUGGAAUGGACCGCUAUCCGACGAGUGACGCACAUCGAGCUGAAUGA